UACGGAGUCAAGUUGUUCAACUCAUUAAAGUCAUCAUCUGUAAUUUCUUCAAACUGAAAAGUCUUCCGUAUUAAAAACCAAAGAGGGUGGACCCAAAUCAGACUAUACUUGGAAAUUCUAAACCCUUGCUUUGAAUUCAAAACAACAACAAAUUCUCAAGUAAUCUUUGAUGUGGAAUACUUGUCUCUCAUCAUUUCAGUUUAAUUUUGACUCCAUCUAAUUGAUAUUCGUUGCAAGAUCUCAGGAUUAUUCCAGGUGAACAAUCUGAACUAUUUGUUGAUAAAGCUCGUUCGCUGAUGUUGAUUCUGAAUCCUAUAACAUAAAGCUCGAGUUUCUGGAGAUGGGUUUGUGUUUUUGAAGUCGAAUCUGACCAGAAACAUGUUCUUUUUGAGGUUUUAACUUGCCCCUUUCAUCUUUAUGAUCCAUUUUGAAUUUGGGUUCAGUGUUCUAUUGCAUUUCACAUUCUAUUAGUACUAUUGUAGAAGUUUACAAGGAUACAUAAAACUAAUGGGGUUUUACAGGAAACCCCGAGGUAAAGAUGCCGCCUUUCGCCGUGUUUUACCUGUGGUUGUGGUUACAAUAUUUGCAGUUCUGUUUGUUAUAUUUCUCCUGAAUACAACAACUCCAGAUUCACAUAGAGAGAUUUGGAGUUCUAAUCGGGUUGGUGAAGUUGAAUUGGUUAAGUAUAACUUGUCUUCUUUUAAUGUUAAGCCAAGGCUACCUCAACAAAACAAAUUGUCUAUUGCAUUACAGAAAAAGAACCAAUUGCCACCAAGAAAUUUAGAUCUUUUCCCAAGUUUGGCUAAAGACCAUACAAUAAUUGUUCUUUAUGUUCAUAAUCGGCCUCAGUAUCUCCAAGUGGUGGUUCAGAGUUUAUCCAAAGUAGAGGGUAUUGGGGAGACUUUAUUGAUAGUUAGUCAUGAUGGGUACUUCGAAGAGAUGAACAAAAUUAUAGAAGGUAUUAGGUUUUGCCAAGUGAAACAGAUAUUUGCUCCGUAUUCGCCACAUUUGUUUCAAGACAGUUUUCCCGGUUCUUCGUCAGGUGACUGCAAAGAUAAAGAUGAUCCGGUGCAGAAAAAUUGCCAAGGAAAUGCAGAUCAGUAUGGGAACCACCGGUCUCCAAAGAUUAUCUCGUUGAAGCAUCACUGGUGGUGGAUGAUGAAUACAGUUUGGGAUUCUUUGGAAGAGAGCCGUCAUCACUCUGGUCAUAUUCUUUUCAUUGAGGAGGACCAUUUUAUAUUUCCUAAUGCAUAUCGAAGUAUUCAGUUACUCACAGCCUUGAAACCAAAGAAAUGCCCCAAUUGCUAUGCUGCAAACUUGGCGCCUUCUGACGUGACAUCAAAGGGGGAACAAUGGGAUGCAAUGAUUGCAGAGAAGAUGAGCAAUGUUGGUUAUGCUUUUAACAGGACUGUUUGGAGGAAAAUCCAUUCCAAGGCAAGAGAUUUUUGCUUCUUUGAUGACUAUAAUUGGGAUAUAACAAUGUGGGCUACCGUUUUUCCUUCUUUUGGCGGUCCAGUUUACUCACUCAGAGGGCCUAGGAGAAGUGCAGCUCACUUUGGGAAAUGUGGGUUACAUCAAGGCCAAGGGGAGAGGAAUGCUUGCAUUGAUAAUGGAGAGGUGAAUGUUGAGCUAGAUGACAUUGAUAAGGUUGUUAACAUCAAACCUGACUGGAAAGUGCACGUGAUCAGGCGUCAAGAAGGGUAUAAAGCUGGGUUCAAGGGUUGGGGGGGAUGGGGAGAUGAUAGGGACCGGCAGCUCUGCUUAGAUUUUUCUUAUAUGUAUCACUAUAGAGAUAGCACUUAGUUCUUCUCUGAUUCAAAAAUUGAAUAGAUGAUUUCCACGAUUUCAUCCAAGUUUUGUAACUCAGGGAAGGUUCAGCAAUGAAAGGUAUUUUAUCUUUAUCGAA
Papaver somniferum (opium poppy) is the source of this 1906-nucleotide messenger RNA. RefSeq names its product alpha-1,6-mannosyl-glycoprotein 2-beta-N-acetylglucosaminyltransferase-like. The transcript has a single exon. Gene Ontology annotation, molecular function: alpha-1,6-mannosylglycoprotein 2-beta-N-acetylglucosaminyltransferase activity. Gene Ontology annotation, cellular component: Golgi membrane; Golgi stack. Gene Ontology annotation, biological process: protein N-linked glycosylation; oligosaccharide biosynthetic process. Lineage: Eukaryota; Viridiplantae; Streptophyta; Magnoliopsida; Ranunculales; Papaveraceae. The coding region runs from base 508 to 1803 and encodes 431 amino acids. The record is from RefSeq and is a predicted model, not a curated record.